AACUAAGAAGCCCAAAAGAAAAUUUAUUGGGCUUGGGAAAUGAGCAAAUCCCAACCCAUUGAACAGCGUGGGUUUAAGGUGAUAGAAAAGUCAGUGUGAGGAUUGUUGUACUUGUGUGGAGAAGCAUGGUGGUCGGAAGUGCUUUGGGAGCGUUUGCAGUGGCAGGGCCUUCCUCGCCACUUUUGUUGUUAAGAGGACAAAAGGUUUUCAAAUUCAGACCCUUCUCUUCUUCUUCAUCUGCUGCACCUUCUAGAAAGCUCGUCCUCUACUCUAAACCCGGUUGCUGUUUGUGCGAUGGCCUCAAAGAGAAGCUUCAUGCUGCAUUCUUACUCUCUGGCACCGAUUCACUUCACGACGUUGAUUUGCAGAUAAGGGAUAUAACUACCAAUCCUGAGUGGGAAAACGCUUACCAAUAUGAGAUACCUGUGUUGGCCAAAGUGCUUUCCGAUGGCACCGAGGUGGCUUUACCGCGAUUGUCCCCACGUUUAGGAGUGGAGCUCCUCCAGAAAAAGAUAGCGGCUGCUCUGAAUCAACAAUAAAACCCGUUUCAGUUCCGAAAUUUUGUUUUGUAACCAUAGUACCUUACAUUUAACACUAUUUUUUGUAUAUUGACAAAGUUUGGGAAAUUAAUGUGCGUGUUUUGCAGUUUGCACCUACAAUAGGAGAUAUUGCUUGCAUUUAACUUUUUUUCUUCAGUGCUUACCUGUUGAGGGGUGUGAAAUUGUGAAGAGUCUAAAUUUAUCGUUUUGGCGGCUGCAUGUCCUGGUAACAAUGACCUUUCUUUCUUAGGGCUUGAAUUGAACUUUGGUUCUCUCAACGAGACAGCUUCUCAUUUAUUGUUGCGUCUAACCCUUAUCAUGGAAGAGUGCAUGUUUUUGAGAACGCAUGAAAGCAAAUGAGACACGCAAAAUAUUCAAUCCUUCAGCAUGGCCCAUUUUCCACUUGUAAGCUGGGAGUCCAAUGACACUGAUGUGUUAGGUAGAAAUGGGCGUCACUUUCCUAAUACAGGUCGGAUUUGAGCUUAUUUCUUUUCCCAUUUUAAUGAUGAUUACAUGGAGUUAUAAAAACAUAAGAAUAAUUCUUAUACAUAUUGCUGUGUA
Glycine soja is the source of this 1100-nucleotide messenger RNA. RefSeq lists its product as uncharacterized. The record is from RefSeq and is a predicted model, not a curated record. Bases 126 to 539 code for a protein of 137 amino acids. NCBI's taxonomy places the organism in Eukaryota, Viridiplantae, Streptophyta, Magnoliopsida, Fabales, Fabaceae. The transcript is spliced from 3 exons.